This is a messenger RNA of Prorocentrum cordatum, 1347 nucleotides long. The record is from the annotation of a GenBank genome assembly. NCBI's taxonomy places the organism in Eukaryota, Dinophyceae, Prorocentrales, Prorocentraceae.
AGCCAUUUUGGCUCAGCGGUUCACGGCCCGGAGGCCGCACAAGACCGCCCUGAGCAAGCGCCCAGAGCAAGAGAGGUGCGAUGGCGACCGCGCGGCCAGUCGUGUCCGUCUACAAGUUCGAUGCCCCCGCUGAGAAGGAGGACGCGACCAUCCCGAUGCCGGCCGUGCUUACCUCCCCGCUGCGCCCCGACCUCGUGCGCUACAUCCACACCGCCGUCUCGAAGAACAAGCGCCAAGCCUACGCCGUGACCCCCCGGGCUGGCUACGAGACCGCGGCGGAGUCCUGGGGCACCGGGCGCGCCGUGGCGCGCAUCCCCCGCGCCCCCGGCGGCGGCACGCACCGCGCCGGGCAGGCCGCCUUCGGCAACCAGGCGCGCGGCGGCGGCAUGUUCUGCCCCACGAAGAUCUGGCGCCGGUGGCACCGCCGCGUGAACGUGACGCAGAAGCGCCACGCGGUCGCCACGUGCCUCGCCGCCAGCGCGCUGCCGCCGCUGGUGAUGGCCCGCGGGCACCGCAUCGGGGCGAUCUCGGAGCUGCCGCUGGUCGUGUCGAGCGGCGCGGAGUCCAUCCAGAAGACGAAGCAGGCCGUGGAGCUGCUCAAGUCCGUCGGCUGCGCGGAGGAGCUGCAGCGCGUCAUCGAUUCCAAGAAGGUGCGCGCUGGCAAGGGCAAGAUGCGCAACCGCAGGUACACGAUGCGCAAGGGCCCCGUGGUCAUCUACGAUGAGGACAACGGCAUCGUCCGCGCGUUUCGCAAUGUCCCUGGCGUGGACACCAUGUGCGUGACCCGCAUGAACCUCCUGAAGCUUGCGCCCGGUGGCAAUUUCGGCCGUUUCGUCAUCUGGACGGAGGGUGCCUUCAAGAAGUUGGACGAGGUCUUCUCUACGAAGAAGCACUACAUCCUUCCGCGCGCCCAGAUGGAGAACGCGGAUGUGGCGCGCAUCAUCAAUAGCACCGAGGUGCAGUCCAUCCUCAAGCCGAAGUUGGAACCCCCGAAGAGGUUCGCCGUCAAGAAAAACCCGCUGAAGAACUCCGCCAUCAUGGCGAAGCUCAACCCCGGGGUGCUGCACAAGCGGGCGCUCAGAGCGAAGAGCCACGAGAAAGGCACGGCGGAGGGGGACCUGGUGCAGGCCAAGAAGAAGGCGCGCCUGGCGGCGGCCAAGACCCACGCCAAGGAGAGCAAGAAGGGCGACUCCACGUACUACAAGACGCUCAUGCAGGCCUUCAUGGACAAGGCCGCCGAGUCCCAGAAGAAGCCAGAGGAGGACGCCGAGGGCGGCGACGACGAGGAGUGAGCUGUCUCGUGUGCGCGUCUUCUAGUUACGGAGGCCGGGCCAUCCUAAUCAUCAU